Molecule: messenger RNA, 1842 nt
Organism: Drosophila grimshawi
Lineage: Eukaryota; Metazoa; Arthropoda; Insecta; Diptera; Drosophilidae
Gene: Ance-2
Product: angiotensin-converting enzyme
Exons: 4
Coding region: 1-1842 (613 amino acids)
Biological process (GO): proteolysis
Cellular component (GO): plasma membrane
Molecular function (GO): peptidyl-dipeptidase activity; metallopeptidase activity
Source: RefSeq, a predicted model, not a curated record
AUGAUGAUCAAAGGCGUAUUAAUCUUUAGUUGCGUGACCUUAUCCCAAGCUAAUCCAACGACUGAUUCGAGCUUGGCUGCGUUCUUAAGCGAUGUGAAUCAGCAAUUGUCCACUUUGUACGAUCAGGAGCAGUUAGCACUAUUCCGAAAUGAGCUUGAUGGACCCAAUGAUCUGAUGGCACUGCUCCAAGCUGAGCUAGCAAAUGAGAAGCGAAUGAGCUAUCUGAAGAGCAUUAGCAGCCGCGUGGCAAAAUUUAAGAGAUUGGGUUGGGGCGAUGCAUUGCAGCGACGUCAACUGCAAAGAAUGCCCCAGCCGGGUUAUGAGGCACUUGCGGCUGAUGAGGUGGCUCAAGUCUACCAGCUGGCAGCUAACAUGAGUGAGAAUUAUCACAAUGUUAAACUCUGUGCCUACAAGCAACCAUACAACUGCACCCUUAAACUCAUUCCCGAUGUGCAGAGCGUGGUGCAGCAGAGUCGAAAUCUGGAGGAGAUUGAAUACUAUUGGCUGGAGUGGCGGCGUUGCACGGGUCUGCCCACACGUCAGCAGUUUGUCAACUUUAUGCAGCUUUAUAAGAAGACCGCAAAGCUAAAUGGAUUCCAGCAACCGGCGGAUUAUUGGUUCCGCCACCUGGAGCUGAGUGCAAAGCAGGCGAUGAGUCUGCUAAAUGAAUUGAUGUCCUCCUUGCAGCCGCUCUUUCUGCAAUUCCAUGCCCAUGUGAGGGGUUCGCUGCGAAAGAUGCAUGGAGAGCGGCAAGUGCCGCAUGGUCGUCCUUAUCCACAGCAACUGUCUGAGAUCUUUCUGGGCAAUGCCUUCAGGCGUGCGAAUGCCGCCUGGUUUGUGGAUAUACCUUCACCAGAGAAUGGUUUGCCGAAUAUUACCGAGGCACUGCGUCGACGUAGCUUGAACACAACGCAACGAGUAUUCUGGAAUGUGGCCGAGUACUAUCGAGGGUUGGGUCUAACACAAUUGGAGAGUUCUAUUUGGACCUAUGCUCAGCCUGUGGCUACUCACAACGAGGAUCAGUGCUGGCACAAGGCCUGGCGAUUCCACACGCUCUCCACAUCAAAUUUUAGCUACUGCCCGCUAAAUGAUGAGGAGCGUUUAUUCAGCAUGUUUGAGGCACAGUUUGAGCUGCAUUAUUUUCGAGCUGCCGCGGCGCAGCCGAUGCUGCUGCGGGAGGAGCCCUUUCCCAACUUUGUGGAAGCUUUGGGCAAAUGUUUCGCACUUGCCGCCGCCUCUCCCCGCUACCUUCGCAAGCUGGGACUUGUCCAGGGCACGGCAUGGAGUCGUUUGCCAGCCCGCCUCAAUCGAUUGUAUCUGCAGGGAUUGCGUGUGAUCUUUUUGUUGCCUGUCUUCUAUGUCCUGGAUCGCUAUCGUGUGGAGGUGCUUAGCGGACACAUCCAAGCGGACGACAAUGAAGCCUACUGGCGGCUAACGGAGCUGUUCACAGGAGCCACUGCACCACGCAGACGCAGCAACGAGCACUUUGAUGUGCCUGCAAAGCUUCUGAUGGAGGUGGAUGAUCAGUAUACCAGUGAAUUCCUAAGCAUCGUGCUGCAGUUUCAGCUCUAUUUGCACUUCUGCAACAGCUCGGGUCAGUUUGUGGCGGACUCUUUGGACAAGCCCUUGGAUCUGUGUGAUCUUUCUGAUCAGCCUCAGAUUGGAGAUAGUCUGCGUCGCAUCAUGGCUUUGGGUUCAUCGGUACACUAUAAAGAGCUGUUGAGGCAACUGCUGGGCAGGGAGGAACUUAGUCUAGAUGGACUUUUGAUCUAUUUUAAACCUCUACAGGAUUGGUUGACGCUGCAAAAUAGAGUGAAUGGUUUGGAAGUGGGUUGGCUUUAG